Phyllopteryx taeniolatus (common seadragon) is the source of this 3745-nucleotide messenger RNA. It is a transcript of the gene inha, whose product is annotated as inhibin subunit alpha. Bases 983 to 1996 code for a protein of 337 amino acids. Gene Ontology annotation, molecular function: growth factor activity; cytokine activity. The transcript is spliced from 2 exons. Gene Ontology annotation, biological process: SMAD protein signal transduction. Gene Ontology annotation, cellular component: extracellular region. The record is from RefSeq and is a predicted model, not a curated record. NCBI's taxonomy places the organism in Eukaryota, Metazoa, Chordata, Actinopteri, Syngnathiformes, Syngnathidae.
CACAGGGUGAUACAGGACCGACGCUCUCCUCCAGUGAUGACCAGACCAGAAGAAGUCCACCAGCAGCUUCUGCAGCUGUUUCAUGAGGCCUGGUGGGGGCCACAGAAGAGAGGCGAUGUAAGCAAUACUGAACUUUUUCCAUAAUUAGGAUGUUAAUCAAUGUAGUUUACAUUUCUGUAUGUUCCGAUAUAGUAACACCAGGUCAGUUCCAUUGAAAACAUGCCAAGUUUAGAAGGUGCUCUUUUUAGUAAGUAAAUGCUAACUCCUUCUUCUUCCCCAUGCUAAAUGAGUCUCCAUUUACUUGACACAUCAACAUUACAAAAUCAAUCAUUGAGUCAACUACACUGUCUAAUUUUAUGUAUUUUCCAGCAGUCUGGAUGCCCUGCCCCUUCCCACAUUUCAGACAGUCAUGGUAUUUUAGGUCAUGGAAACUCACAAGUGUAUGUGGACAUAUGGUUAUGUGUGUUGGUUAUCCAAAUUACACCACACACUAUAAGAGCAGGAAGAUCACACAUGGCAUUUUCUUCCCCACUUCAUGUGUAUUGUCUUUUAUGCUUUAAAAGAUGUUAAAAAUUGGUAUGUUUGUACCCCACUUGAACGAGCAUCUGGCUUGCUGAGUCAGCUGAGUCGUCACAAUAUUUGAGCAGAAAGGCGUCAAGGCAAAACAGGAGGCAGUUCCAGUGGGAAAAUGUGUGUUAUGGGAGACAACACCUACUGGCGUGAUGACUUCAAAAAUAAAUUCUGCUGCAUUGUGAUACACACAUGUAUAGGUGCUUGCAUGUAUGUUAACACUGUCAUUUCUCAUGGUCAAAGCACAUGCCAGAAAAUCACACUUGUAAAAGAAGUGCAGACACACUUUCCUGAUAUUGUGUGAAAUCCAAACAGAUCACACAACAUUCCGAGCGUCAAGGUCAUACUUUCUUGUGAGGAGCUGCUUGUUACAUACGCACUUGAACUGACAGUGGUGAAUUGUGUUGUAGCAAUGCUGUCCUGUGUUGUGCUUCUCUUGGGCCCUUGGUGGAUCAAUUUCUUGAUACAUACCUACCGGGCAGAGGAGCUUUCAAGAGAGGAGGUUUUGUUGUGGUUCCAACACCGCAUUCUAGAUGGUUUGGAGCUGCAGGGACCACCACAUGUCCCACAGGGGCCCAAUGAAGAGAGAAUGACACCAAUCCCUCGAUGGGUCCCUGGAACCAGUCAGAGAGUGUGGGCAGAUCACCAAAGCCAACUGAGCCAGGAAACACCUGAGAUCAUUCUCUUCCCCAGAUCUGACUCAUCCUGCGGCAGAUCUGACUCGCCUGAACAGAACAGCUUCACAUAUUACUUCCAGCCAUCUGCAGACUACCAGCUGCUGAUGUCGGCCCAUUUCUGGUUCUAUGCUGGCAGAGGAGUCACAGCCAACUCCUCAGCCACGCUCUUUAUCCUCACAUUAGACGGGCAGCUUCUCCAGGGGGCAGAUGCUCUGUCCAAGAGCAGCCCAGAUGGAUGGACAACCUACAUCCUGGACCAGGACCUGUCGGCCCCGGUGCUUGGAGGGCCUUCCCUGCUUCGAGUGCACUGUUUUAACUGUCAGUGUCACAAUGAGGAGCCAGAUAAGAUUGCUUUUCUUCACCUGCACGCUCAACCAGGGACGGCACGCUCACCGAGGAGCGUACCAGACCCCAUCCCAUGGUCCGCCUCGGCCUUUAAUCUCCUCCAACGACCCUCACAGGAGAAGAUACAGCACAAUGACUGCGGCCGAGCUGAAAUCCAGAUCAGCUUCCAGGAGCUGGGCUGGAAUUAUUGGAUCAUCCACCCUAAGGUGCUGACCUUCUACUACUGCCAUGGCAAUUGCUCAGCCUCAAAGCAAACAAGUACCAUUCUUGGGAUCACGCAGUGUUGCGCCCCUGUCCCUGGAACCAUGAGGUCACUGCACAUCACCACCACAUCUGAUGGCGGCUACUCCUUUAAGCAUGAGACGUUGCCCAAUAUCAUUCCAGAAGAAUGUACCUGUAUCUAAAAGUGCAAGUUGAAAGGGGCAAGUCACCUCCAUAUCACACAAAACAUGUACUAUAGCUAGCGUGCUGGAUUUGCAACCAUUUCACUUUUACUCUCGACUCUCUAUAGCAGGGGUGUCAAGCUAAUUUUUUUUCACAGGCUUCAUUGUAGGUAUGUUUCUUUUUCUCACAGGGAAACUGUGAAACUCUAUAAAUGUAUAAUUGCCUCUUCGUAUUACUACAUAGACAUAAACAUUGAUUAUUGAUUGAUUGAUUGAAGUCAGAUUGUUCAACUAUUGCUUAAUUUAUUUUAAAAGAGUGGUUUACUUAUGCAAUGCAAUUCCACUUGACAUAAAAACACAUCAAACAACACGGAAACUGAUUUAUCCUGUAGCCAGUGAAUGCAGCACCUCUGUGGACUUGGGUAACGAACCCCAGGGUUAGCAGCAGUUUUACCGUGCUCACUGUACACACAGUUAUGAAUGCCGCGAUUAUUUUAUGUUACAUUAAUUUUAUUAUUAUGUUGUCAAUGUAUAGCUCCUAAAUGGUCGAGCUUUUCUUUGUUAAAAGUUGACUGUAUUUUUCAUUAUUCAUUUACUCGAGAAGUUGGCUAACCUACACUUUCUUUUUACUUCCGACUUAGUGUUUCUUGCUAAAAUAACUUUAACUUUUAAUAAUGUUAAGUUAUUGCUAGCAUUUUUUGUUACCAAUCACCCUUUUGAAAUAAACUGAAUAAUAGCUGGACCAGUUUUUACUGGCUUCUGAUUUCAAAAGUAGUUAUCCAUAAUUUUUUUUGUGUAUACAGUAUGUAAUAAUAUCAAUCAUAUAUCAUAUAUUCAUAUGGGUUCACAGUCAUAAUGGCCCAGUGAGUGAAACCAUAACUACAAUGUGGUCCGUGACAAAAAUUUGUUUGACACCCCUGCAAUAGAGCCAGUGACAACCAGAGUGGGCUAACACUUAACUCUAACUCCAGUUUUUUCAUUUUGCAGGACAGUGAUUUUGAAGUUUUAUGGCUGCUGACCAAUUGAUGCCACUAAGGUUUUAGUGCUAUAGUGGUUUAAUUUGAAAUAUCCAUCAAAUCUAUCACUAUUGCAUGAAAGAUGAUAAAGAAUAUUCUCUUAAACUAAUAUGCACCUGCACAGGCAUCCAUGCUAAAACAGUGAGUGCAAGUCAAAAUUUGACGGAGACCAGUAUUUAUCAGAAAGCGAUGCCUUUUCUCGAUUCAUUUCCUCAAUUAACUAAAAGAUGACAAAAAUUGAGUUAGCCCACUUUAGUUCUUAGUGCCCCAAUUUGUUGAGCAAUGAUUCUACAUAUUUUAAGAUGAAGUAGAGAAACACGAUUUGCUUUAGCGGGCAGCACGGUGAACGACUGGUUAAUACAUCUGCCUCACAGUUCUGAGGACCCGGGUUCAAUCCCCGGCCCCGCCUGUGUGGAGUUUGCAUGUUCUCCCCGUGCCUGCGUGGGUUUUCUCCGGGCACUCCGGUUUACUCCCACAUCCCAAAAACAUGUGUGGUAGGUUGAUUGAAGACUCUAAAUUGCUCGUAGGUGUGAAUGAGAGUGUGAAUGGUUGUUUGUUUAGAUGUGCCCUGCGAUUGCCUGGCGACCGGUUCAGGGUGCAUUACACAGUAUGCUGUGACUCAGCAAGAUUGUAUGACUUGCUCAACCCAACUUCCACGUUGGGUAACGUGUUCAUUUUUGGAGAUGAAGAAAAAAAAAAAUUUAAAUCUAAAAUAUGCCUUGGCGCUUGUUGUGGCACUCAAACGGCAAAGGAG